Paramecium sonneborni is the source of this 510-nucleotide messenger RNA. The record is from the annotation of a GenBank genome assembly. Lineage: Eukaryota; Ciliophora; Oligohymenophorea; Peniculida; Parameciidae.
AAUAAAUUGAUUAAAUAUAAUGUAGGGACUUCUUAAGACAGCAGCUGAAGAAAUGCUUUCUAAAGCAAUUCGAACUUAUACAUUUAAUGAUUUGAUUGUUACAGGUAGACACCCAUACAAAAGUUUACCUGAAAUGCUUGCUUAAUAUCCAAAUAAUGGUGUAGGAUUCAAAGUAUGGAGGAAAACAUGGCCAGAGAAUAAGUAUAUUAUUAUUACUGAAGCACAUUUUAAAGUAAGAUAUUACAUUAAUAAAUUAGGGAUUAAGAAAUGGCAAAUUUUUUGGUAUCUAAUAUUACAAUGGCAGACCUCUUACUCCAUAACCAAUAAAAAUUAGAAAUUGUAGUAAGAGAGGAACCUGGAAAUAUGACACUAAUAAUACUUCAGGAGUAUCUACAAAUGGUGUCUACUUUAGUGCAGAGGAUUUGAAAGAGUUUUAAAAAUUACAUCAAAAUAAUGAAAUAUAAGAAUGAUGUUACAUUUGUUACAUAAUAUUGAUCAAUAAAAUUAAUA